Messenger RNA from Vollenhovia emeryi, 2289 nucleotides. It is a transcript of the gene Mvb12, whose product is annotated as multivesicular body subunit 12B. Gene Ontology annotation, cellular component: cytosol; ESCRT I complex. The record is from RefSeq and is a predicted model, not a curated record. NCBI's taxonomy places the organism in Eukaryota, Metazoa, Arthropoda, Insecta, Hymenoptera, Formicidae. The coding region runs from base 360 to 1361 and encodes 333 amino acids. The transcript has 8 exons. Gene Ontology annotation, biological process: endosome to lysosome transport via multivesicular body sorting pathway; regulation of epidermal growth factor receptor signaling pathway; viral budding.
CGACCGAGUUCGGUGGCCCCGUCGGAGCGGACGGAGCGUUCGGAGCGUUUUCGGGCAGUUUCGCAAGACGCGCUGCCGGACGACGUCGAGCUCGUCGGCCGCGAUUGACGUCAUCCCGUCUCGUCUCUCGCUCCGAAAUAUGAGCGCCGGUGACAGAAGUCGCGCUCUCGCGUCGUGCCGUCGUCGUCGUCGCUGUGUCAGCGCGGAGCGCGUGACCGUGUGAGGAAGACGAAGAGGAGGAGGAGGAGGAGGAGGAGGAGGAGGAGGAAGAAGAAGAAGAAAAAGAAGAAGAAGAAGAGAAGGCGGAGGAGGAUAACGUCGCAGCGAAGCGCCGCGAGAAGGUACCGGGGACUGAAGCGAUGUCAAAGAAGACAAGCUGCAAGAUGUUGGUCCAUCAAGUGUCGGCCGUGUUGCCAGAUGACAGACCAAUAACUGCUAUUAGUGUUGUGGAAGACUUGGACAAAUGUCCACCCAACUUCACAGUGGUAUCGAGAACUUACGAUCAGGACACCGACGCCGAUCUGUGGCGGGAGAGCGGACUGUUCAUCAAGAAGAAGGGUAGAUAUAUCUGCUUCUCCAAGACUGAGGGCCAGCCUGACUGCGUGGUCGAGGAUAUCGUGGUGAUUAACGAGCGGGACACUCCGCCGGAAGGGUACAGCAUGAUCUCCUACACCGUGGAUUCGAGGCAGAAGGCGUGGCGCAAGAAACAGGUGUGCUACAAAAUUAGGAGUAAGGACCUGUGCGCGAAAGCGGUCACGGAUAUAAUAAUCUGCAGCAGGAUAAUCCACAAGGACUCCAAGCUGGCCCCCAUCGGGUUUUCCGCCGCUGGAAUCAUAAACGGCGUACGUGUGUGCUACAAGACGGUCGAUAUCACAAAUGCGAAUUCGGAUUCGCGGUCGUACGUUAAUAUAGAAUUUUAUGGUUCUUCCAGCUUACUGGAAAACCCUUCUCCGAAUCCGUCGAAUGGAACCUUUCACAGGCCAGUCCCCGAGAGGCCCCCGAAACCAAAGUUCUCACCAAAACCACCGACCAACGGGAUUUAUCCGCAAAUCGCGGCUAACAAGGACGACGAGCUCGGCGAUCGAGAUUACGAGGUCUUGAGUCCUAACGCGAGGAUCAGGCCCACGAGGCCCGCGCCCCAGCCGCCCAUGUCUACGCCAUCGGCCGUCACAUCCACGCCCAUUUACGGUACACUUCCAGGAUCGUCCGAUCUCGACGGAGUUCCGUUCGUGCUUAAUCCUCGUCUUACUACUAAUCACCUUGAUUCUGCCAAUAACAAACUUCCUGUUAUCAAAGUGUGGACGCAAAAGGACUUGGAUAGAGAGUUCUUUUAUGACUUUCGUGCGGAAAGAGAAACUUGAAAGACGACGGCGUGCCAAAACUAAUUCGAGUUCCCGAGCGAUCUCUUUCCGCCGUGUUCGUACGCGUUCGUAACCGAUAUAAUGCUAGCCAACAAGCGUAAAUGGAGUGCCUGAACGAGUGAUUUAUACUAACCCGCGAGAGAAUGAAGCCUGCAUGACGCUUAAAAUGGGGAUUGUGUAAUGUUCAAGAAGGAAUAAGAUAAAAGAACUAAUUCGAUACGUACGCGUUUCUUCUUCCACGCCCCCAUAUUUACAUUUUGAUACUGGUGAUAACGUUGUCAUAUUUUUAUAGACUUGCGUUAUAUUUUGAUAGAUAGUAGAGAUUGUAUAUAUAAAAUAUAUGUACACACGAUUGUAUUAUAAUACGAGAUCUUCUGCGCAACUUCAUAUCGCAUAUCUACGCUUUUAAACACGCAUACCGCUGUUGAGCGUGGCAUCGCGUUCUCGCUGCACAUUUAGCGCUUGACGCGGCGAUUCAAAUGCGUGGCGAGAGUGCAUGCCGCAAAGAGCCAUUUAAUUCUUUUGCUCUUCCCACCUUCUUAUUUUUUUUUCGAAACGAUGAUUCUUUGCGAUGUAAAGACUCGAAUGUUUAUCUCGUAAGUUUUCUUCAAAGUGCUGCUUGCCUUUCUUUACCUGCAAUAAAGUAUUAUUACAAUAUCUUUUUUGUUUAUAUAUACUCACGUUUCGUGAUCUGUAAUUCUGUUUAAAAGUAUGUAUAUAACGUGUACCGAGAAAAAGCCCUAAAUUUUUUUUUCGAUAUCGACUCAACACGACGUUUAAUCUUUCAAUUGAGUUUUUCGUUCUAUUCGUCGGUAAAUUCGUACCUUACGUAAAUUUCUAUUCGAUCGCACACGCGUACGUGAAUGUAAUUUAAGAUAGAAACUUGUAUGUUAAACAAUAAUUUAAUAAAAGACGGUCGAACUAUCAA